GUCACUGUGAAAGUAAGUCGCUUUUAGCUAGCAGCAAAUACUUCGCAUACAGUUUGAUAGUUCACUUUUAACUUAUCAAAUAAGCUGUGGAAAGUAAGUUUUCUUCAGCACCUACAUAGUACAAAGUAUAUUUGUGUCUUCUAUCGGGUGUGAAGAAGAAAAAAAGUCCCGAAAACGGUUCCUAAAGUGGGGUACACGAAUUGUCAUAGGGGUACGUGAAUAAAAAUGAAAAACAAUUAGCGCCUAACGCUCACAAUUACGAGUGCGGCUGAACGACUCACGGCGCAAGGACAACGGAGCAGAAAGGAGACAGCAUUGCUCUGUUUGCAUUAUAUGAACAAAUAAUGUCAUUGCGAUGGAGAGGCGUACAUUGAUGCAGAUCGCCGAGGAGCUGGAGUCCUCCGAAGUGGCCACGCUCUGCUUCUUGUGCCGUGAUGUCGUCAACAAGAAGCGGCUGGAGGGAAUCGAAGAUGCAAAGGAGUUGUUCUACAGACUGGAAGAAAGAGGUCUGCUGGAGAACUGUGAAUUUCUCGCUCAGUUGCUCGACACAAUUAAUCGAGCAGACCUCCUCAGCCUCCUGGGGACAAACAGGCAGUGUAUGGAGGAAACUGAUGCAAAACCUAUAUUGUCGAAUUACAGGGUGAUGCUGUAUCAUUUAUAUGAUGACAUCACUAAAAUGAAUCUCGAAAGGAUUAAGUUUCUUUUGAGCAACAAGAUUGGCAGGAGACAAAUGGAGGAAUGUAAAACGGCGUUGGAUGUAUUUGUAGAAAUGGAAAAGGUGGCUUUAUUGUCUAAUACGUCUCUUGAUGAGCUGCAUUCAAUACUGCUGGAGGUUGAUGUACAACUGGCAUCGCAAGUCCAGAAAUAUAUUAAUGAAGCACGUCCUGCUGGUUGCAUCAUGGAUUACCAGCAUGCCAACAACGUCCCUCUUGUAUCCAUAUCGGAGACUCAGCCUUCCUAUGAAAGGGGGCAUAUUUCCUCAGAUGCGGAAACAAACAAGUCUAACUUUCUUUCUGAUCAGCAGGAAGACUACUAUGCAAUGAGUCAUAACCCUCACGGUUUGUGUGUGAUCAUCAACAAUGAGGAAUUUUCGGGACCAGAGCUGAAAAAAAGGAGUGGAACUCAGGUGGACGAGAAGGCUCUUCGAUCAGUGUUUUCGGAAUUGGGCUUCACAGUGAAAGUGUAUAGUAACCUGACUGCAGAGGAGAUAAGACAGACGCUAAUUAUCCUUGCUGCAAGAGAUUUUUCAGAUGAAGAUGCUGUGGUGGUGUGUUUGCUUUCCCAUGGAGAAAAGGGUUGUGUCUUUGGGACUGAUGAAAAAACGGUGUCCAUACGAGAACUGACUCUGCCCUUCACAAGUGGAUGUGCCCCCACCUUGGCAGGAAAACCAAAGCUGUUCUUCAUCCAAGCAUGUCAGGGAGCUGGCUAUCAGAAAGGUUCUUUGCCAUGCCCCCAGAAGCCAAAAGAAGAGGGUGAGGACAAACCGAGUCGCUUGGAGGAGGAUGCAGGUCCCAUCCACGGUGAGACAGUGCCUUCAGAUGCCGACUUCUUGUUCGGCAUGGCCACUGUACCGGAAUGCAGGUCAUUUCGAAACACAUCCACAGGCUCCAUCUACAUCCAAGAGUUGUGCAAGCAGCUCCGACUAUCAGCUAAGAGCCCGGGGGAGGAGGACAUCCACAGUAUCCUGACACGUGUGAACAGGGAGGUCAGCAGGGGAGUGUAUCAAAAACACAAACAAAUGCCUCAGCCCAACUACACGCUCACCAAGAAACUUGUUUUCAAAUUUGUUGAUGCGGGCCAAGUGGAACUCUCCUAACGUGCCAUAUUGCCACAUGUACUGUACAGUGGUGUGAAAAAGUGUUCGCCCCCUACCUGAUUUAUUUUUUUGCAUGUUUAUCACACUUAAAUGUUUCAAAUCAUCAAACAAAUAUUAGUCAAUGACAACACAACUGAACACAAAAUUCAAUUUUGAAAUGAAACUUUUUAUUAAGGGAGAAAAAAAUAAAUCCAAACCUACAUGGCCCUGUGAGGAAAAAGUGAUUGCCCCCUAAACCUAAUAACUGGUUGGGCCACCCUUGGCAGCAACAACUGCAAUCAAACGUUUGUGAUAACUUGCAAUGAGUCUCUUACAGCGCUGUGGAGGAAUUUUGGCCCACUCAUCUUUGCAAAAUUGUUGUCAUUCAGCCACAUUGGAGGGUUUUCCAGCAUGAAGCGCCUUUUUAAGGUCAUGCCACAGCAUCUCAAUAGGAUUCAGGUCAGGACUUUGACUAGGCCACUCCAAAGUCUUUAUUUUGUUUUUCUUCAGCCAUUCAGAGGUGGACUUGCUGGUGUGUUUUGGAUCAUUGUCCUGCUGCAGAACCCAAGUUGGUUUCAGCUUGAGGUCACCAACAGGUGGCCGGACAUUCUCCUUCAGAAUUUUUUGGUACACAGGAGAAUUCAUGGUUCCAUUUAUCACAGCAAGUCUUCCAGGUCCUGAAGCAGCAAAACAGCCACAGACCAUCACACUACCACCACCAUAUUUUACUGUUGCUAUAACAUUCUUUUUCUUCAAAUGCGGCCAGAUGUAAUGGGACACACACCUUCCAAAGACUUCAACUUUUGUCUCCUCAGACCACAGAGUAUUUUCCCAAAGGUCUUGGGGAUUAUCAAGAUGUUUUCUGGCAAAAUUGAGACAAGCCUAAUGUUCUUUUCGUUCAGCAGUGGUUUUGGUCUUGGAACUCUGCCAUGCAGGCUGUUUUUGCCCAGUGUCUUUCUUAUGGUGGAGUCAUGAACACUGACCUUAACUGAGGCAAGAGAGGCCGGCAGUUCUUUGGGUGGUGUUGUGGGGUCUUUUGUGACCUCUUGGAUGAGUCGUUGCCGCGCUCUUGGGGUCAUUUUGGUCGGCUGGACACUCAUGGGAAGGUUUACCACUGUUCCAUGUUUUUGCCAUCUGUGGAUAAUGGCUCUCACUGUGGUUUGCUGGAGCCCCAAAGCUUUAGAAAUGGCUUUAUAACCGUUUCCAGACUGAUAUCUCAAUUAAUCUCAGUUAUGUUAUGUUUUAACAAGGGGGAGAAUCACUUUUUCACACAUGGCUAUGUAUGUUUGUUUUACCUCCCUUAAUAAUAAAAAAUUUCAUUUAAAAACUGAAUUUUGUAUUCAGUUGUGUUGUCAUUGACUAAUAAAUUAAAUUUGUGAUGAUGUGAAACAUUUAAGUGUGACAAACAUGCAAAAAAAACAAAAAAAAGAAAUUAGGAAGGGGGCAAACACUUUUUCACACCACUGUAUUUUGCCUCACACCCAAGACUGUGCUUGAAUGUUUGUGAAUUGUGCUGAUGUUAACAAAAAAGGUGCCUUCCCUAUGAUUGACUGGCACCGGUCCAGGGUGUACACCCAUUCACACUUAAAAUCAGCUUGCGUGGGCUCCAGCUAAGCCAGAUAAGUGGGAGAAUAUAAAUGAAUUCAUACAAACCAUAACACUUUCCUGAUCCACACAGAGAUUACAUUUUGUCUUUAAAGUGUUUACAAUCAUGCCACUGGCACGUGAAAAUGUGAUUUUUGACAACAUUUUGUCACUGAAUGUGGAUUUUUUGUGAGCAUUUAAUACAAAUGUAAUUUUAAAAAAUAUGCUUGUUUUUCACAAUAAAAAGUGCCUUAUCUGAUAUAGUGCUUCUUUUAAUGUUGUGUACAUGUGAAGUCUAAAUUGCUGAAAUACAAUAUCUAGUAAUAUUUUUUCAUUGUUAUGUUGCAGCAUUCCAAUAUUAAAAGUGGGCAUUUGAUUGACACGAAAUGCAAGAGAAGGGUUAUACUUUUUACUUGAUAUUUUUCGAUUAUUUUUUUCCUUUAAUUUGUUGAUCAUGAUUACAAUCAGGACAAAGAUUUUAGGCAGUCAGUUUAUGCUGUCAACAAACUUACUUGUGAACAAUUUAACAAUAUAAGACAAUACUGUUGGCUUCCAUUCAAAUCCUUUUGUUUUUUGACCCCCAAGCAUUCCUGUGUCCAAGAACUGACGCAGUAGUUUUCGCUGCUGUCGAUGUCUGAAUAUCGAAACCUCACCGAAGCGAAACUCGCCACUGUGUAUUAGUUUGCCUCCAGUGCAUUAAAAUCUAUGUUGUAAUUGUAAAACGCAAUAUGGUACACUUUUAAGAUAAUAAAGAAUCAAGAAGAUGAUAUUCGUCGCGUCUCCACAACACGAGUGAGCGGAUCGAUCCAACUAUCGAUACCGUGAUAAAUAUUGGGUCUACUGACGUGAUAUCUUUCAGUUAGCUUCUGAAAUUUAUUUUGAC
Dunckerocampus dactyliophorus (ringed pipefish) is the source of this 4262-nucleotide messenger RNA. RefSeq names its product caspase 8, apoptosis-related cysteine peptidase (gene casp8). The coding region runs from base 356 to 1816 and encodes 486 amino acids. The transcript has 13 exons. Gene Ontology annotation, biological process: negative regulation of extrinsic apoptotic signaling pathway via death domain receptors; proteolysis. Gene Ontology annotation, molecular function: cysteine-type endopeptidase activity; protein binding. The record is from RefSeq and is a predicted model, not a curated record. NCBI's taxonomy places the organism in Eukaryota, Metazoa, Chordata, Actinopteri, Syngnathiformes, Syngnathidae.